Messenger RNA from Abrus precatorius (Indian licorice), 489 nucleotides. RefSeq lists its product as uncharacterized. The transcript is spliced from 3 exons. Gene Ontology annotation, molecular function: metal ion binding. NCBI's taxonomy places the organism in Eukaryota, Viridiplantae, Streptophyta, Magnoliopsida, Fabales, Fabaceae. Bases 1 to 366 code for a protein of 121 amino acids. The record is from RefSeq and is a predicted model, not a curated record.
AUGGCUUUUGAAGAUGGUUCUGAAAAGGAGCUACAGAAAGUUGGUCUAAAAUUCUCAAAGAGUUUUCCUCUUUCUGGGUCUACCCUGGCAUCUAUGGAGUCUUUGUCCCUGCCACCGGUUCAGGAGGUUGUUCUUUCUGCAGAUAUGCAGUGUGAGAAGUGCCGGAAGAGGGUUGCUCAUAUUAUUACUAAAAUGAAUGCAGAGACAGAGUCCGUGGUGGUGAAUGUGUUGGAAAAAAAGGUGGUGCUUACUUUUAGAUUACCAACUAUUGGUAAAGUAAUUUCACAGCAAAUUGCUCCCGUCAACAGGACUCCUCUCCCUAAAGGUGCUAUUAUCAAGCGAAUCUUUCGCUCUUCCCGUAAUUAACUAAGACGGAGAAAGGAUCCACAUGUGCAUAAGAUUCGGCGAAUUGAUUUGACAAUGUACAGCAGAAAGUUUAUUGUAUUCAUGAUUGAAUUUGUUUUGUAAUUGCUUUCCUAAUUUGGCAUA